AUGAAAUUUGCUAUAGUAGGUGCAACAGGAAACUCAGGACUAUGCACAAGCCUUCAACCCCACUUUGAGGGAUGUGAUGCGGUGUUCUCCUGCCUGGGGUCACCGUCACUCAUCAAGAGUACAACCAUCUACUCGGCUUCUAUGAGGGCCAUCAUCACGGCGAUGAGAGGUGCUAAGGUCAAGAGGAUCCUCAUGAUGUCAUCCUGGUAUAUCAAAGUUGAUCCCGAUGACGACCCUGGUUACAUGGCUCGUUGGGUCGUCCGGUCAGUGCUGAGUAAACCGUUAGCUGAUUUGACCGUCAUGGAACAGUUUCUGGAAGACGAGGGUCAGGACAUAGACUACACCACAGUCAAACCACCUAUGCUCAUUGAUGGACCCAGUAAAGGUCAAGAGAUCAUAGUCGAGAUCGGUCGUGAGUUUUGUGACACUAAGAACAAAAAGAUGUCGAGAGCAGACGUUGCUAGGUUCAUGCUAGCGAACGUCAAGACCGAAGAGCACUUCAAGAAAUCUGUGUCCAUCGGAAUCAAGAAGUAACCCAUUUCUUUGUCUUUUCUCAUUUAUUAAUCAUUCUAAAAGCGAUUCCUAAUUAUUGAUGUCAACGUUUAGCAUGUAUAGUAGACGCUUUUGUUAGGGUUUUAUGUUGGGUUUUAGGGUGGGGUAAAAUGUCUGGUCCAGGGUUGAAAUAAGGAAUCUGGUAAAUGUAAGAACAACAAGGAGAAAAUGUUAAAGUAUUUUUUUUAUUUGAGAUAAACAAAGACUUCAUUUCAUUGAUUCGUAAAAUGUUUUGUUUGACUCAAUAAAAUAGCCUAUGGAGAGCUAAAACGUUUUGUUGUUAAAAAGUGUAAUAAAUUGAAGCGGAGCAGUUUCCGCAGGGGCAAGUUUUGUACAACCGCCCCACGAUAUAUUUCAUCAUAGAUAUGAGAUGGGAGUUGCAAUGGAGUUUAAUGAUAGGUGUAAGUUGAGGGUUUGGUUUAGUGAUGUCAGGGGUUGUCAAGUAGUUUUAAUUAAAUGUAAUGUUAAUUGUUAUUGUGUUAAGUGGGGGCACGCUACAAGAGUCCUAUCUCGCACCCCAGGGCAACGUGUCUGACACGGCCGGUUGUAGCAAUUGCUCCGAAGAUCAAGAUACUAAUCUUGAUCUAAGGAGACACGAAUGAACGAACGAACGAAGUAGUUGGUAAACAACUCUUAGACCAUGAUAGCCAUACCUUUUUGUUUACUGUUGCAAUUUAAAACUGUCAUACUUUUAAAGCAUUGUUAUGUUGUCAUCUGAAAUAGGAUUAAAUGUACAUGUAGUUGUAAUAAAUUAUGUAUUGUAAAUUCAUCAAGUUUUUCAUUUGAGAAGAACUUGUGAUACAAAUUACCUGGACCAUGGUCCCAUUCUUGGCUCAAGAUUUUGUGGUGUUCAUUAAAAUAAACAAAUUGCUGGAUGUGUGAAAAGGAAAACGAAAAAAA
Strongylocentrotus purpuratus (purple sea urchin) is the source of this 1452-nucleotide messenger RNA. RefSeq lists its product as uncharacterized. The record is from RefSeq and is a predicted model, not a curated record. Lineage: Eukaryota; Metazoa; Echinodermata; Echinoidea; Camarodonta; Strongylocentrotidae. Bases 1 to 534 code for a protein of 177 amino acids. The transcript has 4 exons.